AUGUCGGACGAGGACAAGGCGCCGUUCGAGCGGGCCGCGGAGCAGGACAAGCAGCGAUACCGCGCCGAGUGCCUCGCGGCGGGCAUCGAGGUAUCGGACGUGGUCGACGCGAAGCCGGCGCUGUACUAUUACCUCAAGUCGCAGCGCAUCGCCAUCGCCGAGGCGAACCCCGAGGCGGGGCCAGCCGAGCUCAUGCAGAUGAUGAGGCAGAACUUUGCGGCGCUGUCGGAGGAGGAGCGUGCGCCCUUCGAGGAGGAGGCUGCUGCAGACAAGACGCGGCACGAGCAGGAG
Messenger RNA from Emiliania huxleyi CCMP1516, 291 nucleotides. RefSeq lists its product as hypothetical. The annotation marks the transcript as partial. The transcript has a single exon. NCBI's taxonomy places the organism in Eukaryota, Haptophyta, Isochrysidales, Noelaerhabdaceae. The record is from RefSeq and is a predicted model, not a curated record.